Molecule: messenger RNA, 1104 nt
Organism: Pseudocercospora fijiensis CIRAD86
Lineage: Eukaryota; Fungi; Ascomycota; Dothideomycetes; Mycosphaerellales; Mycosphaerellaceae
Exons: 1
Coding region: 1-1104 (367 amino acids)
Source: RefSeq, a predicted model, not a curated record
AUGAAUACUCCAAACAAUCAGGAGUCAUCAAGACUCGCAUACGAAGUCCCUAUGGCGCCUCUGCGCCGACGCAACCGAGCAAGGCUGCCAUACAGCACGCCUACGGCAUGUCCUCGCCAUCAGAGGCAGCCAGUGCUCUUUCUAAACUCGCCUGUGACACCCGGGCCGCAUUAUGUGCGGCUAGACGGUUCACAGAGCACUCCCACAACACCACAGCGCGAGAACAAUCAGCCUCGAGAGCGACCCAGCAGUCCUCCGGCAAUUCGACGCCUACAAAAGCCUUGCGGAGUUUUCAACAACAUCUUUGAAACUCCCGUGCGCCAAUCUAAGCAAUCUCACUUGCUUAUGGAAGCCAAGGCCGCAAUCAGGGCAGAAAAAGUCGCCCUGACACCUCCAAGCCUGCAUGAGGAGCUCAAUCUGCCAGUGGCACCCAAAAAAUCAACCGUGGUAGCCACUACGACACAAUCAAAAGUGUCAAGCGACACUCCUCUGGCAGCCAAGGCCUCAACCAGGGCAGAGAAAAUCGCCCUGACGCCUCCCAGCCCACAUUCGGAGCUCAGUCUGCCAGUGGCACCCAAAAAAUCAACCGUGGUGGCCACCACGACACCAUCAAAAGUGUCAGGCGACACUCCUCUCGCGACCAAAAAACCAAAAGUGCCAAGCAAACCCGCAAAGGCACCACAGCGCAAGCUGACAAAGGUCAAAGCCAAAGCAUCAAAAGGCAUCGUCUCCGCACCUCAAGAAUGCAACAUCUGGCUAAGCAUCCCGUCCACCGACAAACGGGUGCAACUCAAGCUCCCUCUCAAGAGCGACCUGCUCAGCUUAGCCAAACAAACGGCAGAGAUGAUGAACAAACCGCUCCACAAAAUCUCUCUGACCCUCCGAAACUCCUCCUCCGGGAGCGACAUACUUCUGUGGGAUUGCUAUCAUGAAAAUGAAGCGCCCCAGUUAUGGGUGAAAAACACGGGAAUCACCCAAGGCUGUACGAUUGUAGCCGAGAAGAAAAGUCGUGUGAUGUGUUUGGACGACUAUCAUCAUCAACAGUCAAUCUCGACAUCACAGGGAGAGACGAAGAAGAAGAAAAUGCUGGUGUUCCGGGAUUGA